AUGGCUACCGAAUUUGAUGUCCCUGAUCAUUACGAGCGAAAUUCUUUGUAUGACCCCGCUUUGCUUUGGGGCCCACUACAAAUCAGUGAUGAACACUUCAAUCUGUUCCACUAUAUAGAUAGGAUGUUGUUCUACAUACUAUUUCGUCAACUUGGUCGGAAUGUUGAUGAAUCUAUGUAUAUCGUGGCGUUUCUGAUAUGGCUGGAGAAAAUCCAGUACUGCGGAGACGCCGUGUACACGGUGAUUUCGUGGUCACUGCCUCUGAUUCAUCAACUUUCCCAAGAAGUUGCAGCUUUCUUACUGUGUCUGCACAGUGAGAUAGGCGAUGAGUCUCUUAAUCUGUUUUUGCUUGGAACUUUAUGUUCGGGCCGCGACAUUGACGUGGUUCAUUUCCACAACAACCGGAUUAAGAUUCUCAUGAAUGUUAAUAAAAUUGUUGUUGAAAUUUGUACAAGGGCUUUUCGAGACAUAAUUGCUGGUAAUCCAGUGGUUGUGCAGCCGCCAUUUCACGCCCAUGUUGCAGGCGGCGGCUUUCCUCAACUAGGGUUUCAAGAAACUCUGGGAUCUGGAAAUUACCAGCCCCCAAACCCCCGACUGGCAAAUAUAUUGGAAGAUCCGAAUGCCGAUCUGAGUGAAAUUUUCGGAGGUCUGCAGUUGGUGGAUGGAUGCGAGGAUGAACCGGAUGUUGCACCGGAUGACAGGACUAUAUUCUUGACAUUCUCCAAGGGAUACUUCAUUCCUGAGGUGGAUAUUCGAGAAUUCUUUACAAGGAUUUUUGGCAAUUUUAUUGAGGACAUACAUAUGCAGGAGGUGCCGAGUGAUCAGCAACCCCUGUAUGCUCGAAUGGUUUGCCGUUCAUCGGCCAUCAUUCCUAAGAUAGCUCCUCCUGGGAACAAAUCUCUGUACAGCAUCAACGGCAAGCAUGUCUAUGCCAAGAAGUAUGAAAGACACAACAAGCGUGAGAAGAAACGCAGGGGGUCAACUUCUCAGGCUAAAAAUACUUAG
This is a messenger RNA of Daucus carota subsp. sativus, 1005 nucleotides long. RefSeq lists its product as uncharacterized. The transcript has 2 exons. Lineage: Eukaryota; Viridiplantae; Streptophyta; Magnoliopsida; Apiales; Apiaceae. The record is from RefSeq and is a predicted model, not a curated record. The coding region runs from base 1 to 1005 and encodes 334 amino acids.